Miniopterus natalensis is the source of this 726-nucleotide messenger RNA. RefSeq names its product apolipoprotein B mRNA editing enzyme catalytic subunit 1 (gene APOBEC1). Gene Ontology annotation, molecular function: RNA binding; zinc ion binding; cytidine deaminase activity. Gene Ontology annotation, biological process: cytidine to uridine editing. The record is from RefSeq and is a predicted model, not a curated record. Lineage: Eukaryota; Metazoa; Chordata; Mammalia; Chiroptera; Miniopteridae. Gene Ontology annotation, cellular component: cytoplasm; nucleus.
CAGUGACACAGCACCAUGGCUUCUGACAAAGGUCCUUCAGCUGUGGAUCCCACCCUGAGGAGAAGAAUUGAACCCUGGGAAUUUGAAGCAAUCUUUGACCCCAGGGAACUCCGUAAAGAGGCCUGUCUGCUCUAUGAAAUCAAGUGGGGCACAUGUCACAAGAUCUGGCGACACUCAGGCAAAAACACCACCAAGCACGUUGAAGUCAAUUUUAUAGAAAAAAUUACUUCAGAAAGACAAUUUUGCUCAUCCAUCAGCUGCUCCAUCAUCUGGUUCAUGUCCUGGAGUCCCUGUUGGGAAUGCUCCAAGGCUAUUACAGAAUUUUUGCAUCAACGACCUAAGGUGACUUUAGUUAUUUAUGUAGCACGGCUUUAUCACCACAUGGAUGAACAAAACCGACAAGGACUCAGGGACCUCAUUAAGAGUGGUGUGACUAUCCAGACCAUGACGACCCCAGAGUAUGAUUACUGCUGGAGGAAUUUUGUCAACUACCCACCUGGAAAAGAGGCUUACUGUCCAAGAUACCCCCCUCUGUGGAUGAACCUGUAUGUACUGGAACUCCACUGCAUAAUUUUAAGUCUUCCUCCCUGUUUAAUGAUUUCAAGAAGAUAUCAAAAACAACUUACAUGGUUCAGGCUUAGUCUUCAAAAUUGCCACUACCAAAAGAUUCCAUACCAUAUCCUUUUAGCUACAGGGUUGAUACAAUUUCCUGUGAUUUGGAGGUGA